Messenger RNA from Acanthopagrus latus (yellowfin seabream), 5274 nucleotides. RefSeq names its product NDRG family member 4 (gene ndrg4). The transcript is spliced from 19 exons. Lineage: Eukaryota; Metazoa; Chordata; Actinopteri; Spariformes; Sparidae. The record is from RefSeq and is a predicted model, not a curated record. Gene Ontology annotation, biological process: positive regulation of ERK1 and ERK2 cascade; brain development; signal transduction. The coding region runs from base 129 to 1547 and encodes 472 amino acids. Gene Ontology annotation, cellular component: cytoplasm.
AAACAAAGACUCGCCGACGUGCUCUCCUCCAGUCCUUAAUAGCCUGAGGAACGCACACGCGGGCACAGAAACCAGCAAACAGCCGAACCAGACUGUACCCACCGGAGAAGCUCUGAACUACACCACAGAUGGGGCCUGGAUUGUUUUGGAACUUCCCUCCCAAGGCUGGCUGCACGGUUCCACAGAGCCUCCUGCAGACCAUGUUGCUGUCCAGGAUGGCGGGGAUGAAGGAGCAGCAGUUCACAGAGGAGAAGCCCCUGCUGCCGGAGCAGCGCGGAGUAGACUCAGACAUGCAGGAUAAAGGAGAGGAGGCAUCGGGGGGGUUACCGUGCCCCGCAAGCCCCGCAAGCCCCGCCAGCCCUGUGCCCCCUAACCAACCCCCUCCCCCCAGCCGCCCCACUCACCGCUGGCAUGUCAUCGCACGGCACUGGCUCCGCCAGACCCGCCGUCGGACCAGCGGGGUCAUCCCGGAGAGUUGUGAACAGCUGAUGCCGGUGGGGGACUGGAAGGAACAUGAUAUCGAGACCCCUUAUGGAAUGCUGCACGUGGUGAUCCGCGGGGCACCCAAGGGAAACAAACCUGCCAUCCUCACCUACCACGAUGUGGGACUGAACCACAAGCUGUGCUUCAACUCGUUCUUCAAUAACGAGGACAUGCAGGAGAUCACCAAGCACUUCGUGGUUUGCCACGUCGACGCCCCGGGACAGCAGAUUGGAGCGUCCCAGUUGCCACAGGGGUACCAAUACCCGACGAUGGACCAGUUGGCCGGGAUGCUGCCCACUGUAGUGCAGCACUUUGGAUUUAAGAGCAUCGUUGGGAUCGGUGUUGGAGCUGGAGCUUACAUUCUGGCCAAGCUUGCUCUGAUCUUCCCUGACAUGGUGGAGGGUUUGGUCCUGCUCAACAUCGACCCCAAUGGUAAAGGCUGGAUCGACUGGGCUGCCACUAAGCUGUCAGGGCUGACCAGCGCUCUGCCAGACACUGUGCUGCCACAUCUCUUCAGCCAGGAGGAGCUGAUGAACAACACAGAGCUAGUGCAGAGCUACAGGCAACAGAUCAACAACACCAUCAACCAGUUCAACCUGCAGCUUUUCUGGAACAUGUACAACAGCCGGAGGGACCUGGAGAUGAAUCGCAGUGGGACAGUGAUCAACGCCAAGACCCUGAAGUGUCCUGUGAUGCUGGUGGUGGGAGACAACGCUCCUGCUGAGGAGGGAGUGGUCGAGUGCAACUCCAAGCUGGACCCGACCAACACCACCUUCCUAAAGAUGGCUGACUCCGGUGGACUUCCUCAGCUCACUCAGCCCGGCAAACUCUCUGAAGCCUUCAAGUACUUCCUGCAGGGGAUGGGCUACAUUGCUUAUGUGAAGGAUCGGAGGUUGAGUGGAGGGCCAGUGCCCUCCGCCAGUAUGACCCGUCUGGCUCGCUCCAGGACGGCCUCCCUGACCAGCGCCAGCUCCAUUGACGGGUCCCGCUCUCGGGCCUGCACCCAUUCCGACAGCACUGAGGGAGUCGGCACGGUCACUCAAACCAUGGAGGUGUCCUGCUAAGCUGAGCCAUAGAAAGAGGGAGGGAGGAGUUAGAGGGAUGGAAGGGAGAGACAGGGAGAGGCAAAAGUGGAAGUGAGGUUCAUGAAUGAGGUGAAGACGGCUCUCUCUGUCUUUAUCUAUCUCCUCCGGAUCCCUCUGUCUGCCAUCUUCUUCCCUCCUCCACUGUAAGAUACCAUAUGUAUUGCUAACGCCCUACCACACCUGUCAGUUAAAGAUUUAGACAACUUGUUUCCUUUCUCUAGUUGUCAUUCUUGUGUUUGCUAAGUGUCUCCUCAUUCUUUGCCUGCACCUGUUAUAACCCCCCCCCCCCCCAAAAAAAAAAUAACCCUGUCAGUCAAACAUCCCCACAACAAUAUGUGAUAAUGAGCUGCUGAUAAGAUGAACAUCUGUCAGAGAUGGUGGAGGUGCUGGAUUUUAGUGGGUAACAUAAUGAAAAAUUGUAAUGUAUCAGUACUAAACAGUUUUUUUUUUUCUUGUAAUGUGAGAAUCUCUCUCUGUGUUGUUUGCAAAGGAUGGUCAUUUCAGAGGGGGCGUGUCCAGGAUUUGACAGACAGCAGAACACAGCUUAUCGUAGCUGAGUGCACCUGUAGUGCUUAGAGAGGAGUCGUUAGCUGUUUUUAGUCUAAGAGCGUAGCUAGAAUACCCCACGCUGAUUUAAAGCUGCACUUAGUGAGAUUUUGUUUUAUAUUUGUAAACCACACUAAAAAUGUAAGCGUGAUCUGAUCGGCCUAAAUGUGGUUCAGGUUCAGAUUACUGCUGGGAGCAGGUGGGCCAAUGUUAUCAUACACACCUUCCCAGUAAAGUAUUAAAAAAAUCCAUCUGUGUAAUAACAGUCUGUUUGUACAAGGUAGUCAGAGAUCUGAGACACAAUCUGAGGCUGGACUCAAUGAACUUUGAUUACAUCCUGAAAGAAAAUUGAAACCCCGGCACCAGUUGUAAACCGAGCCACUACAUCACCACGGAGCUUGGCUGACACAAAUUAGCAGCUUCCACCUGUUUUUACUGCGUCUUACCUUAAUAAUCUGAGCGUGAUAUGGCCAAAUGUAACUAAAGUUGUGUUCAAAUAAUCUUGAUUUUGAGCAAAUUGACAAUCCGUAAUUUGUCCAAUCUAUUAUUUAGUGUCAAAAGAGAAUAACAUUACAGAUACGGAUUUACAAUCUGAUGCAGGCAAUGUAGCAGUAAAUUUCACAGAAGCACUUAAUCAGCAUGCAAAAAAAAUCUUGGAGUGGAACUUAAUAUAGUGAACUAAGUAUUAAACUGCUUUAAAAAAUAUAAUUGAAAUAGAUUAUGAGCUUAAUGUUCAUUUAUGAUGUUUGUAUGUAGCGUGAGCUCUGGGGAAUAGAGCUAUAUCUCAUAGAGGAAUUAGUAUUAUUCUGUAUAAGCUUAAAGUGGAAAAAGGAAACGCAUUUAGAAGAUUUAAUCUCUUGAACUACACUGUAGUUCUAUUCUAUUCUAUAAUGAUUUUACUGAUUAUUAAAGUUCAAAUAGUCCCUCAUUUCUUCCAUUUGGAGCCACAUUAGUGUACCGUUGCUGAGUGCAGCUUUACCUUGUGUGUCAUCUCAUAUUUAGAGAGACAAUCCACUACAUUAACAUAGGCUAGAAUACGUAUUUAUCAUCAUGUAUAUGCAUGUGAAUGUGAAAGUAAUCUUAGGGCAUUUUAGAAUCUGAGUAGUAUCUAGUAUUAGGGCAUUCUUCAUUCGCACCUUACAUGUGGCUAGUUAAAUAGAGCCAUGGAUGCAACCGCCAAUCAUCAGUCUGUAACUCCAGUGUAUGGACGUGGUUCCGGCCGUAGUCGGCUCUUUGUGGUCUCUAACGUGACAAUCACACUAUGACCCAAACCAAACUAGACCAGGGGGACCGAGGCAGGACCAGGCCGACCCGACAAAACUUUCUGGGUCACCGCCAAAGAACUCGCAGAAGCCUUCCCUUACAGCGCCCAGCCCCUCUCUGUGGAUAUACCAAAGCUGCAAACACACAAGUAUCCACAACCACACACACAUUCCCACGCACACACACACACAUUCUCACACAUGAAAGCUGUGUGGGCUGUGCUUUGUAAGGGAACUAAGCCAAAGAUAAGACAUGAAAACACUAAACUCACAUCAAAGAAGGAAGUCAUCACUUUGUGGUCGGUGUGUGUUUUGAUGUGCUGUGCAACCAUAAUGUCACAGAUAUAGUACAUGUAUAUAGUUUUAGACUAGUGAAGCUGUGUGCUGUUAUCAGUUCUAAUGCUGGACCACCUUUUCAUUGUGAUCAGACGUGGGGUCCCCUGGUUUUCGGCUUAGUAAUGUACUGUAUUUGUGUAACAUUGUCACCUUCUUCUGUUUCCAGUUUUACACAAAACCCUUUGGUCCCCUGUCAGUAGGGGCGUAGCUUCCAAUCGCUGAGGUGUGCACUUCCCUGAGGCAGCCUGUAAGGGGCGGGGCUUUUUUGGUGCCAUUUGGGCGCCAAGCUCGGAAUGUAGGGCAACCCCCAUCCACCUCAAAAAAAAAAAACCCUUCCCCUAAAAAAAAAAAUCACAAGGUGCCCCGGCUCUCACAGGCAAACCCAGUCGCACCCUAAAGGGCUAUCAGCUGAAGUCACUUUUUAAAAUGUUGGUCGUGUUAGUCGUGUUGCUGAGAUCCAGGGGACCCAGGAGAGCAGCAGACUGACAGAGAAUAAGCUUUUUUUUUCCAUGCAAAGAGAAGGGGAUUUUUCCAAGCAUAGAGAGAGAUUCUGAAUGAAUGUUAAAGGAAAACGAAUGUGUUUUUGUUGAAGCUGGAGAGAUUAUUGUUGAAUUGUGUGAACUAUCCAAUAAGUGUAAAAGAUUGAAAAACUAUCCUGACGUGCAGGGAUGAGAGAUUAUGAUGAGAUGUUAGACACUCAGAUCAAACACCUCAGUCGUGGAUGAAUUUCAUGAACACUGAAGGAUGCAUGUAGCGGAGUUCGUAUACAGUCAUACUUUCAGUGUUUCUUCUCUACACCAAGCUAUUUUCUGCCAUCUUCACUUUGGUUUCCUCCAACAUGACUACUACCCAAACUGCCUGGGGGGCUCCUGAAUGUAUUUUGUCCCUUUUUGAAGUGCUGUACAGUAUUGUCAACCUACGCCUCUCAGAACCCCUCUAUGGUUUGCACUUCCUUUCCUGCUCUGCAUCUUUGACAUCUAACCCUGUACAUGAAACCCAGUUCUUUCCUGCUCCUCCUGCAAGGUCUAUAAAUAGUGAAGCGCAGUAGCAAUUGUGAAAGUCCACAGUAAGCUGCCACUGGGAUCAGUGUGUAUAGACCUUGGUCCUCCUUGCACUUGUAGAUACUUUUUAUUUAUAGAGCAGGUUACCCAAACCGAACACCCUCACACUAAUGUAUUGUGAAAAAAAAAACGUAUUUCUGUUCCUCUUCCCUUGGAGUUUCUGUUUUUUAUAGGCAACAAUAGGGUGUAAUCUCAUCUUGGUAUAAUGAUAUUGGUUCAUGUGUACUACUACUAUUCUUCUUCUUCUUACUGCCAUUAUGAUUGAUUUGUAUUGAGCAAUAAGUUUUUUUUUUCUUGUUUGGAUCAUUUCAUAUUGUGGGAGUCUUCCCUAUGAGCUUGUUUCUAUUCACAACAGUAGACGGACUCUUACCUGCUUUGUUGUCAUUCAAAUGUGUAAUGUAAAGUUUAAAUAUAUUAUAUAUAAAUACAUAUACAAAGUAAGCUGUCUCUGUCCAUGUACUGAUCAAGUAACAAGUAAGAAAUAAAGACUUCAUGUCAGAA